GUGGCUCAUUCAGUGGGCCUUCCUGCUGAACUGGUGGCCUACGCCGAGACCGCGUCUUCACACGAAGAGCGGUUGGAGUCUCUGUGGAUUCGUCUGGAGGAGGCCAGUCAUAAGAAGGCCGUUGUUGCGGACCAGGAGGCAGCCGACGAAGAGUCCAGGGUAAGCAUCCCCCCUCCCUCCCUGCUGUCCGUUUCAUUCUCCCCUUCAAGUUGCAUUUUUUGGACCUAA
Messenger RNA from Dibothriocephalus latus, 228 nucleotides. The record is from the annotation of a GenBank genome assembly. NCBI's taxonomy places the organism in Eukaryota, Metazoa, Platyhelminthes, Cestoda, Diphyllobothriidea, Diphyllobothriidae.